This is a messenger RNA of Drosophila erecta, 1460 nucleotides long. RefSeq names its product drosulfakinins (gene Dsk). The transcript has a single exon. Lineage: Eukaryota; Metazoa; Arthropoda; Insecta; Diptera; Drosophilidae. Bases 914 to 1339 code for a protein of 141 amino acids. The record is from RefSeq and is a predicted model, not a curated record.
AUUUCCCCAAUGUAAAACUGGUAUAUAAGCAUUUUUGAAUUUUCAUUUACAUAACUAACAGGCAGUUGUAAUUUAAUCUUAAUGGAUUUAUAUUUUAUCUUUAUCUUGGAGAUGUUUCCAUAGAAUUAAGAAACACUCUGCCUAUAUUUAGGACAAAUCACGAUAAAAUUAAGAACUCAAGAAAGUUCAUCGUAAAAGUAAGGAAUAUUCUGCUCACAUUUUAGGGUACAUUUUUCUAAAACUGGGGGCAAGUUGGUAAUGGCUCCAUUUUUAGGUAUUUUUCCUGAAUGAACAUGCAAAAAUUGUGUUUUGGGUAAGCAUUUUUAUGAUUGUGAUCAAAAAUCAGAGUUCUAUAGGGUUGGAAACAUUCCCUAUACCUACAAAAGUUUUUACCCUAAUACCUAUACAAAUUAAAAAAAACCUUGCUUCUGAAUAUGUUUGUUAAUUUACCAGCUCUCUCUACUUUGCUAGCAAGUUCAUUAUCAAUUUAUAACAAUUAAUAUUUCUCUAUGAAUUACAUUUCACCUUGGAAAUACGCUUUUUAUUUAGAAUUGUUUGUCGGGUACAACUACCAGCCCCCUGACAUUUUGAAUGUUUCAGAGAACCCUUCGAGUGUAUUGUCUAACGCCCUAAUGCAGCCGAUUACUCAUCAUACCUAAUUCUUAUAGGCAUGCCCGCGAAUUCAAUUACUUUUAGGACAGCAUCAAAGUUAGUUUAAUCAAUCAAGUCAAUCACAAGUCAAGGCCCAUAGGGCAAAGUUAAUUUCUGUUUUUUCAACACCUCAAAGCACUCAAUCCUUGACAGCCGCGGAUACGGAAUAUUAAACAGGCGAGAAGGAGGCCCACAACCGCAAUCGUAUAAAAAGGAAGCGCCAACUUAGCUGUCUACCAGUCUGCUAAGAGCAUAGUAAAGCAUGGGACUUAGAAGAUGUACGCACUUCGCCACGUUGGUUAUGCCACUCUGGGCAUUAGCCUUAUUCUUCCUAGUGGUGAUGCAGGUGCCGGCGCAGACGACUAGUCUUCAAAUCUCAAAGGAGGAUCGUCGACUACAGGAAUUGGAGUCAAAAAUGGGUGCGGAAUCCGAGCAGCCCAAUGCGAAUUUAGUUGGACCAUCAAUCUCUCGAUUCGGGGACAGGCGUAAUCAAAAAACAAUUAGCUUCGGUCGGAGAGUACCGCUUAUUUCUCGGCCAAUGAUACCAAUUGAAUUGGAUCUCCUCAUGGAUAAUGAUGACGAAAGAACUAAAGCUAAGCGGUUUGAUGAUUAUGGUCACAUGCGGUUUGGCAAAAGGGGAGGUGAUGAUCAGUUCGAUGACUACGGACAUAUGCGCUUCGGCCGGUAAACACUUGCCAUCAUUUUAGUCAUUUAGGAAUCUGAUUAUGUAUAUUGCACAUAGAAAUUAAUCAAACACACAUUUUACAUUAACAAGUAUAUAAAACGUAAUAAAUGUUCGCAUUCCAAAA